Molecule: messenger RNA, 2471 nt
Organism: Schistosoma turkestanicum
Lineage: Eukaryota; Metazoa; Platyhelminthes; Trematoda; Strigeidida; Schistosomatidae
Source: the annotation of a GenBank genome assembly
UCUUCAUGUAGCGCCUUUUAUAAGUUUGUUUACCCCGGCGAUAUAUCUAACAUUUUUUGAUGACUGGAAGUUUAGCUCGCUAUAACAUAUCUAUCGUUGAUGGUUUUGUUAAAGAAAGCACAACAUUCAGAGAACUCAGCAGUAAUGCGAAGUGUAUACUUGCUAACAUACUUUCUAUGACAAAUGGAGACUUAGCGAAAACAGCAUCGUAUUUGGAUACGCUUUUAAACGAGACCGAAAGGAAAAUAAAAAUUCUUUCGGAUGGGAAUAUGAGCGAUGAAGAUUUUUAUGUCGAACUAAUGAAACUGAAAAAUGAGCACAGAGAUACUGUUGACAUAAUUGGCAGUCUUUAUUCGACUUCUGGUAAAUCUGAUCCGAAGCAAAACCGCGGUGAUUGUUUGCACGAACUUAAUGAAAGAGACGUUUCAAAAGAUAGCCUGAGCAAUCAGUUAAAUAGCCCCGAAACUGUAUGCUGCGACUGUAAUCAAAUCAGACACUUGUGUCAAGAAGAACCUAAAUAUAAGCAUAUUGGAAGUGAUUUUGAACUUUACGAAACGGGAGAGUGCGAUACUUUGAGGACACAGAGAACAGAAUGUGGAUGUUCAAACAGUAAAAUGGAUGAAAACAAAACAACUAGUGACAACAAUUACAAAAAAGAUACUGUUCAUGAGGACGGCCCAUCAGUCACAUCUUGGAGGCACCAUAUUACUGUACCGGAACCAUUUGAAAUGACAAAGCGAGAGGAAUCUUUAAAACGUGCCAAAAGUCUACAAAGUGAAAACAAAUUCUCACAGCCCGGUACUGUUCAGGAUGAUGUUAAUCUACACUUUGGUAAACCAUUCAAAGCCACACCAAUACCCUCACACGUUUAUUUGCCACUAUAUGGGAAAUUAAUGGAAGAAAAUGCUCGUAGACGUGAAGCUAUCAGGGCGUACCGUAAAGAAAUUUUAAAAUCAACUGAAAAGCCGUUUAAUUUUACUAUACGGGAAAAUCUUAAAAAGGAGCAGAACGAUUUCAGUCGGGAGAAAAUGAAACAAGAUAUGAUCUUUAGCGCUGACAAAAAAGCUGUGCCUUCUAAAGAUGAUGGACGUUCAGAUCCUCUAGACUUACCAUCACAGUUAUAUGAAAAAAGAUUUGAGCGUAUGCAAGAGGAUUUGCUGUUAAAACAAAUCAGACGUCAUUUACGAGCUCAAAGACUACUACAAUCAGCUUCUUUACCACCAGGUAUGGAGGAGCGACAACAUCGUAUGAAUAUACGGAUGCAAGAAAGAAAGGCUAGAGACAGAAAACUUCAUCAAAUUAAUAAUUUAGAUAAUUCAGAAUUCGAAACAAAACAAUAUCAUCAUUAUCAUCCAGCUCCAGAUUUUAAAAAAUUACACUGGAAAUCUAGUAAAGCAUUAAGACGUUUAUGGAAACCACCACCAGAGCCAACUAGACCAAAAUCAUUUAAUUUACGUACAAGUGAACGUGCUAAUUCAAUUGUUCGUCAUUCAUCAAUAGACAUGAAUAAAGAAGAAAUGAAAAAAGAAGAAAACACUAUUCAUUCAACUGUCAAACAUCCAGUUUUAGACACAUCAAUACCACCAGCUUUAUCAAGAUCAACCAUACUUCGAGCGAAUUAUAUCGAAAAUUCAUUGGCUAAAGCAAAUUUAGAUGAAAAAAAGAAAAAAGAAACAGAAUAUUUAAAAAGAUUAAAACAAAAAGAAGUGUCCAAUUUAAUGAAACAAACUUUAGGUGAACAAAUUAAAUCACCUAAGAAAAUUAUCAAUUCAAUUACUGAAGCACGUAAACGUCAAUUAAUUCAAAAUGAUUUAACACGUCAAGCUGAAUAUCAACGUGAAUUGAAUGCAAUUCAACAACGUGUUGCAUCUAAACCAUUAUUGUUAACUAGACAAAAUCAAAUUGCAGCUCGUAAACGUGUUGACGAGAAAAUCAAUGCAUCUUUACAAAAGGCUGGUUUAAAUUUAAAAGAAAUCAUUGAAAAAUGUCAUGAUACAAAUAGUAAAAAGACUAAAUCGGAAAAAUCUUUAACGAAAGUUUCUGUGGAACCAUAUGAUCCAGAAAAUCAUUUUGGUGACCUAGGAGAUAAUUAAAGCAAUAUGAAAUGAGGUUAUAUUUUUACAUUUUUACAACAAAAUGUUAUUGACCACUGAAUAAUUAAUUCAUCUUACCACAUUAUCCAUUAAUUGUAUCCUUGUAUUCAUUGAAAGAUUGAAUUUUAUUCCUUAUGUUCAAUUUGAAUAUUUUAAAUGACUUUUUUCAGAGUACCAAUAUACAUUUUAUUCAUUGAGACACAUUUUACAAUCUUGCAUCUAUUUGGUGGUUUCUGAAAUUUUCAGUCACACGUUUACAUUUUUGUCAGGACGGGGCUGUCAGAAAACUUGUUUAACUUUAUUUAACUACUUGUAAGUAGGUAAACGAAAUAAUGUACAUUUUGUACAUGGAAUUUCACAAUUAAAUAAUUCCAGUCA